Molecule: messenger RNA, 3012 nt
Organism: Spinacia oleracea (spinach)
Lineage: Eukaryota; Viridiplantae; Streptophyta; Magnoliopsida; Caryophyllales; Amaranthaceae
Product: transcription termination factor MTEF18, mitochondrial
Exons: 2
Coding region: 106-1806 (566 amino acids)
Biological process (GO): regulation of DNA-templated transcription
Molecular function (GO): double-stranded DNA binding
Source: RefSeq, a predicted model, not a curated record
CGUACCUAAAGUUGUAGACUUGGAAGUUGGAAGCAGAGUGAGAGCAAAGAGCGAAUGGUUAAAACAGCCUAAGUUGCCCAACAAUCUCUCAAAUGUUCCAUCACAAUGCGCCUGUCUUCUUCAAAUCCUCUUCUCCAAGCUUGUCUUCGCCAUUUCAGCUCCAACACAAAUCUCCCAAACCUCGCCAAAAUCCCAACAAAAUAUCGCCCACAAGCAAUCAAAGAAGCCCAAGAAAUUAUCACAGACUAUCUCCACACAACCAGCGCGCUGCCCUUUUCAUAUGCCGAGUUCAUCAGCAAAAACUCCAUUAAUUCUCUCACUGAAUUAGUUUCUAAGGUACACUUUUCAGCCGUUCAUUUCCGUAAGACUUUUCAGAAGUUUCUUAGGUAUAAUCCUGUUCAUGAAUUUGGCUUCUUUUAUGAGAGUAUUGGGAUUAAUUAUUGUAAAAUUAAUGAUUUUUUGAAGCCAAAUGUUCAUUUUUUCUCUGAUGAUUCAACUGUUUUAGAUGUUGCUUGUGCUCUUGCUGGAUUUGGGGUUCCUUGGAAUAAAUUGGGGGAUUUGUAUGUGGCAGAGGUUUCGAUUUUUGAGAAGGAACCUAAGUUCUUGGGGUCCAAGUUUAAUGGGUUGUUAGAAAUGGGGUUUAGUAAUGAACAAGCUGCUGGGAUUUGUUUGGGGUUUCCCUAUUUAUUGAAGGGGGAAGAGGUUGGAUUAAGUGGUCAAUUUGAUGAAUUGUUGGAUGAAUUGAAAAGGGUUUUUGUUGAUUUUGAUUUGGGGGGUUACUUUGUUGGAAAUGUGGAUGUUUGGUAUGAGGUUUGUAGGAAGUUUAGGGUUUUUUAUGACCUGGGUGUUGCAAAUGGAACUGUUGCAGAAUGGAUUGAUAACAGUUAUGCUGUUUUUACUGAUUAUUCAGAGAAGGCUUUGGUUGAGAAGGUGGAGUUCUUUUGUAAGUUGGGUGUCGGGAAAACAGAUGUUGGUUUGUUGCUUCUUUCCAAUCCGGAGAUUUUGAGCAUCGAUAUCGAAAAUCGUGUUGUUUCUGUGUCAGGAUUUUUGAAUCACUUUGGGUUGUCGAAGGAAGAACUUAAAACCCUUAGGGAGAGAUACUCGUAUGUAUUUGAUCGGAACAAGAUGUGUAAUUUGCCCCAUAUUCUUAGAGCCAUGGAUCUUCAUGAAAGGUUCUUCCAUAGAAUGAAGUCGGGGGAGUAUCAGUUGUUAGCUAAUUAUGAUUUGAGUAAUUCUGAUGAAGGUGAAGACGAGAUUUAUUUACAGAAAUUGGAGAGCAUCAAAGGUGUAAGAACACAUGGUUAUUCACUAUGUAAGUUGAAUUUUUUACAUGGCAUUGGAUUUGGAGAGAAUGGUUUCACCAUGAAGCUUUUAAAAGAUAUGCAUGGUUCUAGUAGUGACUUACAAGAGCGAUUUGAUCUCCUACUAAAUGAAGGCAUUGAGUUCUCCAAACUCUGCAAGAUGAUAAUUUACACACCUAAAAUUCUAAAUCAGGAUAGUGACAAUCUUAAGCAGAAAAUUGACUUCCUUCGCCAAGAAAUCGGUUUAUCUUUGAAGUUCGUGGAGACUUUUCCAGCUUAUUUUAUGUAUAAUCUAGAAAAGCGAAUUAAACCCAGAUACAGAUUUCAUGUGUGGCUUACUAAGCAGGGGUGGUGUAAAAAAAAGUACACAGUUUCUGGGAUUUUAGCGAUUAGUAAGAAAGGUUUCUUGGAGCAACUUGCCUGUAUACAUCCAACAGCACCCCAGUUGUGGUUGGAGCAAUGCGAGCAAAAGAAGACCAGUGAGUCCCAAAAGAAUGUAUCAUAAGACACUUUCCAGUUUAGAAUGUAUAGUGGGGAAUGCAAGUUCUUGAGAAGUUCUUUAGCACUUGACUUGAUUGUUGUAGGUUCAUGUUGUUCUUUAGCACAACAUAUAUACAAAUAUUUUUGGCCAACGUUAAAGAUAAUAGGAGGUCAAUUCUUUGGUUCUAGAUUCAGUUCUAUUUUCGUUACCUGAUUCAUACAAGGGUUAGUAUUUUGUGUCUUUAACAGAGAGCCUAUCUUCUUCAUCAGUGGCAAUUCAAUUUGGCAGAUCUGUCGUGAAACCUUUUUCUGCCUGUUGUUUCGAUGAAGUUACAUGUCUCUCAAAAUUUGCUGUGAACAUCUUGCAGUCUGCAAAGGCUGUCCUGGCUGGUAAAGUCCUGGAACGAAUUGCUGGAUACCAAAGUAGGUUGUUGCGAUGUGGAAAUUGCUGUUUAUGGACAAGAUCAGCCGCAGUUAUUGAAGCAACAGGAUGCAAGUUGCAUGAGCUCAAAUUUUAACCACUAUUUUGAAAUUGUACUGCCUCAGUUGGGGAUUAAGAUUGAUUGUCACAUCUUCCCAACUCCUUGUUAAUAAGGGAUUCAACCAUGAUUUCAGAAACGUGACAGUUAUCCUCUACAUAUCAGAAUAGUGUGUAUGUCUUUUACGUUUGGUUGGAGACAUUAAUCAUAUUAGGACCAUUAACUGUAAAGUUCAGGCAUGACACGUCUUUGAGCAGGAUAAAGAUGCAGUUGCUGAAGCUGCUAGGGGUUGUUAGUUGACUAAGAUUUGGAGGUGCAUCAGGUGAAUACUUCAGGCAUUAAAGGCUGUAAAAUAAACUUGGGAGAUCUGCUGACUAAAGCUACAUUUAACGCAUGGUGUGCACAACUUCCAGUCUUUCGGUUCCUGUUCCAAGUGUCAGAAAUUUUGCUUAGCCUCAACUUUUUGUCCUACGCUUGAUUAUCAACACUAUAAUACCAAGUAUUAGAGUUUGUUCCUCAAUAAUGUUAGUGCUUCUUAGAUUUUGCUGGAAUCUCCAAAGUUCCUCAAAGGCUUCCUGGUUCUGGCAUUAUAUGCACUAUUAAAAGAGUGAUUCUAGAGUUUUUCUAUUUUUGUAAUGUGCUUGUCAGAAGUUGUUUCAGAAACUUCAUCACCAACAACAAUUACAUAAACAUCUUUGCAAAGUUGCCAUCCAGAUUCCUAAGCAUGGUCAUGUAUAACUUUAUAAGUCUAA